Nyctereutes procyonoides (raccoon dog) is the source of this 916-nucleotide messenger RNA. It is a transcript of the gene BCL2A1, whose product is annotated as BCL2 related protein A1. The transcript has 3 exons. Gene Ontology annotation, molecular function: channel activity; protein heterodimerization activity; protein homodimerization activity. Lineage: Eukaryota; Metazoa; Chordata; Mammalia; Carnivora; Canidae. The record is from RefSeq and is a predicted model, not a curated record. Gene Ontology annotation, biological process: positive regulation of apoptotic process; extrinsic apoptotic signaling pathway in absence of ligand; intrinsic apoptotic signaling pathway in response to DNA damage. The coding region runs from base 24 to 743 and encodes 239 amino acids. Gene Ontology annotation, cellular component: mitochondrial outer membrane.
GAAGGCUGCCUGCUGUUGGCUUCAUGUUCCUGUGGCCCACGCCCGAGAGUGACGAGGAGGAAGGAGCCGGCGCAGUGAUGCACACAGAAAUUCCACCAGCUUCCACGUGCCGCCAUGAGUCACAUCCCGAGCCCCGCCAGCCCCGGCCUCACAGGGCCGCAGGCAGCUCACGGGGGACCAGGCUCCCAUCGCGGCGGGCGGGCGGGCCGAAGCCGAAGAUGACGGACUGCGAGUUUGGCUACACCCUGGCGCUGGCCCAGGACUACGUGAGGCGCGUCCUGCAGAUCCCGCAGCCCGGCCCGGCCCCCAGCAGAGCGUCCAGGGUGCUCCAGGACGUGGCCUUCUCCGUCCAGGGGGAGGUGGAAAAGAACCUGAAGCCGUGCUUGGACAGUUUUGACGUGGUGUCCGUCGACACGGCCAGAACCAUAUUCAAUCAGGUGAUGGAGAAGGAAUUUGAAGACGGCGUCAUUAACUGGGGAAGGAUCGUGACCGUUUUUGCCUUUGAAGGAAUUCUCACCAAGAAGCUCCUCGAGCAGCGGAUUUCCUCGGAUGUGGAUGCCGAGAAGAUUUCCUACUUCGUGGCAGAGUUCAUCACGAGAAACAUGAGAGACUGGAUAAGACAAAACGGAGGCUGGGAAAACGGCUUUGUGAAGAAGUUCGAACCCAAGUCUGGAUGGCUGACUUUUCUGGAAGUUCUGGGAACAGUGUGUGAAAUGUGGUCACACCUAAAGCAAUACUACUGACUGGCCCAGAGGGACUCUCCUGAUUGUGAAACCUGCCAAGUUCUCUUGACUCUUUUGCAAAAAGUGUUGCCAGCACUUAUUUCUAUUUCCAAACAAGUGACCGUGCUGCUGUAACUCCAUAGUCAGUGUCAUGGGAUUUUUUUCCCUGUUUAAAUGAAUAAAUCAUAUUUGUC